AUGUAUAAUUAUGCAGAAAAUCAAAUACAAACUCCACAACUAUUGAAUGUAGUUCCUGUGGUAGAAAAUAUUGAUUCCAUACCUUCAACACCUAAUUUAUCAGUUGAAACAAGAAAACAGGUAUCUGCUAAUGCAUCUGUCUUAUAUGUUUCUCGAUUAGAAACUUUAUCGACUACUAGUGAUAACUAUGAUUCAAAUUUUCAAAGCAAUUCUUUAGAACAGUUGAGUAUAACAACGCCAGUGACUACGACAAUAAUGACAACAAUAACAACGGCAAUCACAACUAUAUCAACGACAUCAACAACACCAACAACAACAUCAACAACAUCAACGACAUCAACAACAUCAACAACAACGACAACAUCAACAACAUCAACAACAACAUCAACAACAGCAACAACAUCAACAACAUCAACGACAUCAACAACAUCAACAACAACGACAACAUCAACAACAUCAACAACAACAUCAACAACAUCAACAACAUCAACAACAACAUCAACAACAACAACGACAUCAACAACAACAACAACAUCAACAAAAACAACAUCAACAACAACAACAUCAACAAAAACAACAUCAACAACAACUACAACAACGACAACGAAAACUACAACAACAACAACUACAACAUCAACGACAUCAACAACAACGUCAACAAAAACAACAUCAACGACAUCAACAACAACAACAUCAAUGACAUCAACAACAACAACAUCAACAAAAACAACAUCAACGACAUCAACGACGACUACAACAAUGACAACGAAAACUACAACAACAACAACUUCAACUACUACCACAUCGACAGCAACAAUUACUUCCAAUACAUGUACUUCUGGAUGGAAAGAUGUUACUGUGCUUUAUCAUUGUGACAAUUGUCCAGAUAUAGUACCAUAUAAACAAUACACAUAUACUUAUACAGCUAUUUCAAAUCGAACUCGUAUUGCAUUCGCUUUUCGUGAAGAUCAAGGUUGUUUUGCACUUGAUGCUGUAUCUGUACGACGGAUAACAGCGCCGACUAUUGAAUUGAUUGCAAAUAAUGAUUUUGAAACUGGUACAUUAUCAUCAUGGAUUUAUUGUAAUCCAAAUAGUGCAUCAAGUGCUGGUGAAGUUAUAAAAAACUCAGAUAAUUUUAACUGUCUAGGCUAUAUAUACCAAGCUAAAUCAGGUAGUUAUUUUUAUUAUGAUGGAGCAAUUGGAAAUUGUGAUUAUUUAAUUCAAACGUUUUCAACAAUUGUUGGUCAAACAUAUAAUAUUUCAUAUUGGUUAUACAAUCGAGGCUAUGCUUCAGCGAGUAGUGCUGAUAUUAUAAUUAGUAUUUAG
Rotaria sordida is the source of this 1326-nucleotide messenger RNA. Lineage: Eukaryota; Metazoa; Rotifera; Eurotatoria; Philodinida; Philodinidae. The record is from the annotation of a GenBank genome assembly.